This is a messenger RNA of Aspergillus calidoustus, 864 nucleotides long. The record is from the annotation of a GenBank genome assembly. Lineage: Eukaryota; Fungi; Ascomycota; Eurotiomycetes; Eurotiales; Aspergillaceae.
AUGGGCAACCACGUCCUAUUUUUCUAUGGCACACUUCUCGCCCCAGAAAUGCUACACCGUGUAAUCCACGGCUCGCCGAAUCCCCAGCAAUGGCAGAAAGACAUGCUGCAUUUCAAGCCCGCCAUUUUAUACAGGUAUAGGCGGCACCGCGUCCGCCGUGAGGACUAUCCAGCAAUCAUCCCCGUGCCAUCUGCUUCUUCUGAAAGCACAACAGCUACUCCAGGAACAGCAACGACAGAUACAACCCAUAGCAGUACGACGAACACAUCCGCCUCGGUCCUGGGAACAGUCGUCUCGGGCCUUACAGACGGCGACAUCUAUAGGCUGGAUGUCUAUGAGGGAUUGGAAUAUAGACGGAUCCGUGUCUCUGUGCGGGUACUGAAAGAAGCGUUGCCGGGGAGUGCCUUCGGAACUAGGGAUGGGAACGGGAAUGGGGAUGGAAACGGCAGAGAGAACACGGAUAGGUAUCUAAAGGAUGUGCUGGAGGCUGUUCCGCAGAAUUUUACUGAUGAAGCGGAGGAGAUUGAUGCGGAGACGUAUGUUUGGAUUGGGGACAGCAACAGGCUGCAGAACGAGGAGUGGGACUUUGAGGAAUUCAAGAAGGAGAAGAUGAUGUGGUGGCUAUCGGCGAACUUGACGCAUCUAAAUGGUAGUAUAGCCCUGCAUUCGUACAAUGGGAAGAAUAUCAAAACCGCAAUCAUGACGGAACGAGUACUGACACCAGAACGCCCCAUAAUGCAGCUUCUAGAAACUCUAGAGGGAAAAGAGGAAAAGGCCAAGACAGUGGAGGUCAAAAAUGAUACAGCAGCGGGUAGCACGUUUCAAAUGCUCCGUGACAUGACGAUAGAGCUCGAAGCCCCUUGA